GCUCGCUUAUAAACACGCUCAUUGUAUAAUGCUCGUGUGUUUCAGUGUCUGUGUGCGGAUGAGUGAAUAUGAAGCUGCUGUGUGUGUGUUGUGGAGCUUUAAUUGGGUGUCGAUCUGCUGCUGCUGCUUCAUUCUGCUUCAAUCCAGAUGUUUCUCCUCCCAUCUGCUUUCACUCAUUCACCCUAAACCUUACUAAACGACAUCUGUCUGGGUCUGAAUAGCGUUCACGAACAUCGUCUGUGAGACCAAACAGCGGGAAACGCGAUGAAAACGGUGUUUAAUCGAAGCGCCGCGUCAUUUUCUCUCGAAGCAGGUGUUGCUAAGCGGCUAGCGUUAGCAUCGUGAGAACGAAUGGAGCGAUUGUUUACUACUUCGCCUUCAAAAUCACAUCGUUCUGGAUGCUUUUUCAUGUUUUUAGUCGUUAAACGCGCUUUAGUUGUGUUUAACAUGCAUAUCCAAGUAAUUUCAGUAGCUGGGUGCUGCAUUAUCUUUAACCUCUGACGCUCGUUUGUAAUGAAAGCGAACGGAUUUUCUCCUCACCGAAGUGUUUGUGUAUUUGUUUUCUUCUGAUAAAUGCUGCUGGAGGAUUUAAAGUGUGCUUCUGUGUAAUAUAAUGUCGCACAUGUAGAUUAUCUGUCUGUCUUCUAUUGUUAUAAAGCUGCUAAGCUAUUGGCCCUCAGCCCUCUGGGGCCGCGUCUCAAAACCCAGUGUGCUCCCUACAUAGUGCUCCCUACAUGGUGCUCCAGAGGCAUCCUUGGACAAAAACAAGUGGGCUGGCUAUCUUAAACCUCAUUUUUUGAGCAGCUGUCUCUGUCUAGAUCUGGUUAUUUGCACAUUCAUUGACUUAUUCGUGUCUAUGUCACUGGUUGGACCAAAACAUCUUUUGAUAUUAUGAUUUGUAGUUAUCUAGUUGUUUGGCUUUAUGCUUCUUACAUUGGAUAAAUGAGGAAAUGCAGGGAAGCUCACGGGAUUAAAGGUGCAUCCCAAAUCAUAUUCCUGAUUAAUGCUGUUCAGUCGCUCCACUCUUUUUUAUUUUAGCAUCAUUAAUUAUUUUUCAGAAUACAAAUGUCCUGAUGAUUUAUUUACUCGUCCAAGAUGUUCAUGUCUUUUUCGUUUUCAGUCUGUGUUUGAGGAAAACAUUCCAGGAUUUUUCUCCAUAUAAUGGACUUCAAUGGGAACCAGCGGGUUGAAGGCGCCAUGCAGACCCCAGAGGCAGGCGCGGACUCCACGUCCAGCGUGCCGCUCCAGACCAGCGUGCCUGCGGUCAGUGCCCAGCAGGGGGCGUCUCAGGUGCCCGUCCAGCAACAGGCGCAGACUGUUCAACAGGUCCAGCAUGUGUAUCAAACACAGGUGCAGUACGUUCAGGAGGAAAACAACGCCGUUUACACCAACGGGACCAUACGGACGUAUUCAUACUCAGAACCACAGCUGUACAACCAGAACAGCGGCGGGAACUACUUCGACACGCAGGGCAGCUCGGCUCAGGUGAGCUCUCACAGUUUGACCAACAACGGGAACGGUGCUCUGGCCAUGGGGCUGUCAGGAGGACAGAUCAUCAGCAGCUCAGGAGCCUAUCUGAUUGGAGGAAACUCCAUGGAUGGCUCCGCCCCUCACAGCACGGCUCAGACCACUAGAGCCUCCCCCGCCACGAUUGAAAUGGCGAUUGAGACGCUCCAAAAGUCUGAAGGUUUGUCCAGUCAGAGAAGUUCGCUGCUCAACAGCCAUCUGCAAUGGCUCCUGGAUAAUUACGAGACAGCGGAGGGCGUGAGUCUGCCACGCUCCACUCUCUACAAUCACUACCUGCGCCACUGUCAGGAGCAGAAGCUGGAUCCGGUCAACGCUGCGUCUUUCGGGAAGCUCAUCCGCUCCAUCUUCAUGGGGCUGCGCACACGCCGCUUGGGCACCCGAGGGAACUCUAAAUAUCACUAUUAUGGGAUUCGUGUGAAGCCGGAUUCUCCUCUGAACCGGUUGCAGGAGGACAUGCAGUACAUGGCAUUGAGACAGCAGCCCGUCCAGCAGAAGCAGAGAUUCAAGCCAGUACAGAAGUUGGAUGGCGUUUCGGGGAGAACUUCUCCACCGGGGGGGCAGCACACACCUAACGCUGCGGAGCAGACGUUCAUCGCUCAAAGCCAGCACCAUCAGCAGUUCCUGGAUGGGUCCAGAGCUCUGCCAGAGUUCGUCGAACUUGACCUCGGAGAGCCUGUGGAAGGCGUCGGACCCGAAGACGUCAAAGCCCUUCAGACGCUGUACAGAGAGCACUGCGAGGCCAUUUUGGACGUAGUGGUGAACCUUCAGUUCAAUCUCAUCGAGAACCUGUGGCAGACUUUCUGGCGCUAUUCUCCCUCCAGCUCCGUGGAGGGCGUCACCAUCACUGAAAACAGGUGUGUCACUCGUUACGUUCCUCUUUGGUGCUUCUACAAGUUUAUAUUAGAUUGAA
Molecule: messenger RNA, 2437 nt
Organism: Carassius auratus (goldfish)
Lineage: Eukaryota; Metazoa; Chordata; Actinopteri; Cypriniformes; Cyprinidae
Product: transcription factor RFX3-like
Exons: 10
Coding region: 1162-2436 (424 amino acids)
Biological process (GO): regulation of transcription by RNA polymerase II
Cellular component (GO): nucleus
Molecular function (GO): DNA-binding transcription factor activity, RNA polymerase II-specific; RNA polymerase II cis-regulatory region sequence-specific DNA binding
Source: RefSeq, a predicted model, not a curated record